UCUUAUAUGGAAGGUCAACACUCUCGACACUCUUCUUGGUUAUUGAUUUUGCAGGGACACUUGUACUUUACACAAACUCAAGGCUCAGUGGAACAACGUUUGAAGAAUUACACAACAGCUGUAUAUGAAGCUUUACAAUGGGCACAAGUAGAAGGAGAUGAAAUAAUGAUCGAGUCACUUUCCUAUGCUUGGCAAGUUUGGAAACUGUUGGAGACCGUGUUGUGUGUUUCUGAAACGGACAAGGGACUUCUCAAAAGACUACAAAGUUGGUUGUGGAUAACUCAAAAUGACUUGUUACAAAGUGUAGAAAAUUGUCAGUUGGCAAUAGAAGAAAACGAUGAAGAAACUUUAUGGAAAAUGGUAUAUCGAUUGGCAGCUAUCGGUGAUUACACCAGAGCAAUCGAUUUGAUCUAUCAAUGGCAAGGAUAUGACGAACAUAAAGUAGCUCGUUUAUUUUUAAAUGACUCGACGAUGGACCUUAUGGAAAUAUCUCCGUUAUUGAUUGCAGCUGCAGCAUUAUUUGAAGCUCCCGAUUGGGAUGAUUCAAGACAAGAAGAUUGGAAACAAUGGCAAGGCAAAAUACAUCAUCUCAUGAAAAUGAGACCCAUUCAAGACUCAUUAUAUACAUUAUUAGAGAUAUUGAUUGGAAAAGAUAUCCAAGUUGUAGCAAAUGUGGUAGUGAAUUGGCAUGAAAUGUUAUUAGCAGUUGUUAUUUAUGUGUUUUCACCUUUUGAAGAAUAUGGCAAGUUGUUUCUAUAUCUAAUCAUUUUAUUCUAUGCUCACUUUCUUUUGUUAUGCAUAUAUAUAUAUAUAUAUAUAUAUAUAGCAUGGGAAAGAAUUAUUCCUAUCGUCAACCAAUAUUAUACAUUACCAACCCAAUUGCAUUCGUUGAUUGCCAUAUUAAAAGGCAAUUAUACCGAAUUGAUUGCAGAUGUUGUACAUUUGAAAAGUUUUUGGCACGCCGCUCAUCUUUCAGAUUUAUUAAGUCAAUGGAAAGACCCUGAAAUUGUUGUAUAUGAUAAGGAAGAUAUUCGAAAGUAUUAUAUAUUGGAAUAUGUUGGUAGUUUGCCUAUUCAUCACGUUGGUAUAUUAUCUAUCAUAAGAGAUUAUUGUCGAGCGUGUGGACUAGAAGGUUGGAGUUGGUUUGAACAAAGAGUGGUGUAUUCAUUGCCUUUGGAUAGUUGUGAUUGGGAUACGUUGGAAGAUGGCUUAUUGGAUGAUUAUCCCAACGAUGGUCAGCAGUUUCAGAUUGCUCGCUUACAGAGUUUAGUGGACCAUAUACGAAUGAACAGGCAAAGUCGCUAUUUCGAUUCCUUGUAUGGCUAUUGUCGACUCGGUAGAAUAGAUAAGAUUCAACAAUAUUUAGAUAAUCCAAUAGAUAUGGAAAAAGCCAUGGAAGAACAGAGUAGGAACCAAGUGGUCCAUAUUUUGCAAUCGAUAUUUUAUUUGAUGAAAGCUUCCAAUGCUUCCUUGUUGGAUACCGAGUUUUCUUAUUUCAUCCAAUGGCUACAAUUGGCACAAUGUGUGCAACACAAUGAUAUACAACAUGCUAUAGAGUACUUUGCUUCUAUGAUUGCAUGUUGUGCAAUGGGCACCAAACAUAUUCGCAUGGUUGCAUACGGUUGGCAAAUGAUUCAAUGGAUUUUCAACAAAGACAGUCGUGUUGAAAUAUCUUGGAAUCAUUGGAUGGAUAUCUUUGCUGGUUUGCAAAAUAUGAAAACAUCGCUUGGUUAUCAGAAUAUUUCAGCAAAGGAAGAAGAAUGUUGGACAUCUAUAGAAAAGCAACUACUCCAAUGGUUUACCAUGAGUCAAUAAGGCAAGACACUUGUCCGUUAAAUAACUGGAAGUAGUUACCAAACAACGACGUAAAAUAUGUCGAUAUUCAAGACAAAUCGACAAAUGUUGUUGACAAAGAUCGUAGAGUAAUUUGAUCCAUUUAGGAGAAAGUUCGACAAAAGGUGCGUUAGCUUCCAAUCUUCCAAUGAGAAUGAAAAUGAUGUUGGAGUCGUUCACUUGAAAAAGCCAUUGUUCUAAUAAAACCAAAAUGGACUCAUUCCAAGGUUGGAUAUUUUUUGUCAACCAAUGUUUCAUGGUAUCUUGGAUAAGAUAGGAAGAAAAAGCAUUUUGUGUCA
Messenger RNA from Galdieria sulphuraria, 2132 nucleotides. RefSeq lists its product as hypothetical. The coding region runs from base 7 to 1815 and encodes 602 amino acids. Gene Ontology annotation, cellular component: nuclear pore outer ring. Lineage: Eukaryota; Rhodophyta; Bangiophyceae; Galdieriales; Galdieriaceae. Gene Ontology annotation, molecular function: structural constituent of nuclear pore. The record is from RefSeq and is a predicted model, not a curated record. The transcript has 9 exons. Gene Ontology annotation, biological process: protein import into nucleus; positive regulation of DNA-templated transcription; mRNA export from nucleus.